AUUCAUGCACGUUUCUCUCCAGGUACGGCUGAGAGAAAACGUACCUGAUAAAAUUAGCCGAAUUCGGGCAAAUUAAUCUUAUCAACUUAAACGGUAUCGAUUCAUUCUGUGACAGGCCUACACGGCAGUAAGAAACAUUGAUAAAACAUCAAUAGGGCCACAGCAUUGAGAAAUUUACUUUAAAAAACUCGGAAUAAAUUCGGAAUAGUUCCGUCUCUUAUAUAUCUAUUCAGAGGACUACUAAUGAUGAAGAUGGGGGCUAUUUUUCAUGGAUUGCUAUUAUUUUAUUUCAUAUCUGGUUUAAGAACUGUUAUUUCACAAGAUUGUUCCACGUUCCCUAUAGACACACCCAUAAAUUUCGAUGAAACAGCAAAAAAUGGUUCUCUAAUCUACACCAGCAACUACACGAAUACAACAACCCAGGACUGGACCCUUGGAACUGGUUCCUCGUUGAUCCUACUAACAUUUGAGAACGGGACGUAUAGGAUGAUCUUAAAAAUAGAAUCCGACUACGACGUUGAACCCUGUCAAGUGGGAGGAAAGAAAUACACAGAAAACGUGUUAUGCACACCUAGCGGACAGGCACCGGUGCAGAAGAUAAUAGAGUUCAAUGUGAAUCCAGUCAACGAAUUUUCUCCUGUUCCGAUGAAAAAUCGAGAAGUAACGAUAACUGAGGGUGAUUUGUCAGGUCCGAAAUAUGUGAGUGACCUACAAACAGGAAUCACUGACAAAGACUGUCCAAAGGAAAGUUUUACCUACAGUAUAACAGCAGUAUCUGGUGAGACUGAUGCUAGUUCCUAUUUCAUGGUAAACGAAACAAUGGGAUUUCUGUAUCAAAUCAAAAGUUUUGACCAUGAACAGGAUUCUAUCCAAUGUGGAGUAUUACAACAGUUUGGGGAAUUUGAUUUGAUAAUACAGAACGAUCCGUUCAAUGUAACAGAGAAUAUCAGGGUACGAUUUAAAGACGUUGAUGAUACACCGCCUGUCUUCGUACUCCCAAAUUGCGAUACGACAUGUUACAAGUGUUCGAGGUCUAAUAUAACGACCGUCGUCAAUUACAUGGAUCAGGGAAUGAUUCAAAUAGCCAAAAUUAAAGCAGUGGACCCAGAUACAACGUCACCCAAUAUCACGUACUAUUUCACAGUGUCUCCCUCAAAGUACGAGGACAUAAUUUCGUUGGAUAACGGAACAUUAUAUCUUAUUGAAUCAUUUGCUAAUUUUUCAAAUUCUGAGGAGACAUCAGACUUCGAAGUGAAAGUAAUGAUAAAGGCUGAAAAUAGACUGGGUAUCAUGUCGGAUAAUUUCACUGUAUUCCUGAAUGUGAACGUUCCUGUUACUACCACGCCUGAACCUACUACCGAAUCUACUACAGUCCCACCCACUACUCCCGAGGAUAUAACGACACACACGACGACAACGCCAUCUACGAUAUCAACGCCACCCGUAACAAUCCCAACUACAACACCCGCUCCCACCACUACACCAUCAGUGAAGAACCCAGACCCGGGUAAAAGUAGCGACACUAACGUCCUUGUGAUCGUGUUACCUAUAAUCGGGGUCCUGUUGCUGAUAAUUCUGUGCAUAGUUAUAUACAAAGUCAGGACGGGGCAGCCUCAGGUCAAAUACAGAUUGGGAGAGGACAAUGUGAACCAAAUGGCUGGGUCAGGAGAAAUGAAGAAGCGGGAAUUCACGACCGAGGCGGAAAACCCUGCUUACGUAAAUGAGAACGGCAACGUGUGAAGAGCGGAAAUUCUUCGGACGUGUCAGAUUGGAUGGGAUCUCAUCGUAAUGUCGUAUAUCUAGUUUGUUAAGGUCAGACUUGGAUGUUUCUUGGUUUGAGAUUACUAAAAUAAGAAAUUAUCUUCCGGUUUCAUUCAACCUCACUAUUCUGAACCUUUAGCUGUAUGUAGGACGUAUACUGGAAGAUAUAUUCUGACGUGUUAUGACGUCAUCCUUCUUUAGUAUCAUGGAAAAUAUGAGCUACACAUCUAUUAACUUAGCUAACGAAGGUGCAAAGAUAAACCCUACAUUUAUAACUUUCUUCUCAAUAUCGCUCCACAUCUUGCCAGUUGUGAAUAUGACAUUGAUAUCCUCUAUGACUUCAUCGAUAUCAACGGAAUAAACUGUGUAUCAUUACAACUACGUACAUGUAACAGACGCCAUUCCACGACCAAUGUCUGUUCACUUUGUCAUUAUUGCACACAUAUUUGUUACUCAGAGUCUUCAUGUCGUUUGAAUUUUUUCAAAGGUGCUUAUACAGAUUUAUGGAAUGAGGAGACAGAAAUCAAAAUCAUAACAUUUGAUAUUUGCAAUACUAGCACAUCAGUCAUGUAUAAAUUGUAUAUUUGUAUAGUGAUUUGUAGACUAUUUUACGUAGAUAUACAUGUUUCUGUAUAUACCCAUUGUUGUUGAUCAUUAUUUUUAUAUGAUUUUUGCACACAUACAAAAAAAAACUUUUUUUUAGAUUCAUAAAACCCUCAGCUGAGCUGUGUAUAGAACCAUUAUAACAACACUAUCCCAAAGGUCGAGUGAUAAGAAAAUAUUUGUAUUUCUAACGUUUUUCUCUAUGUUAACUGAAGCUCCACUGUGUUAAUUUUCACACAAUUUACAAAUAGAUGUUUACAAAUUUUUCACUUCAUACAAAAAAUGAAAGGGCAGUGGAUAGAAGUUAGACCGCCUAGUGUUUUGCAUUGGAUAGGAGACAUUUGCUUGUUUUCUCGGUGUGAUGUGUGGUGAAGGCGUAGAAAAUGCUGGUGAAUUGUAGUGGUGAGAAUACAUCAUAGAGUUAUGUACUGAGCUGUCGGUUUGUUUUUGUUUCUGAUCUACAUAAUUACAACAGAGUCUCAUUUAUUCAAGAAAAUAAAGAAACACAAUAUUU
Messenger RNA from Ostrea edulis (European flat oyster), 2878 nucleotides. Its product is annotated as cadherin-related family member 1-like. The record is from RefSeq and is a predicted model, not a curated record. Lineage: Eukaryota; Metazoa; Mollusca; Bivalvia; Ostreida; Ostreidae. Gene Ontology annotation, cellular component: membrane. The transcript has 11 exons. Bases 244 to 1740 code for a protein of 498 amino acids. Gene Ontology annotation, biological process: homophilic cell-cell adhesion. Gene Ontology annotation, molecular function: calcium ion binding.